AUGGACGGGAUAGACGAGGCUGAUCAGAUGCCCGUCGAGGCUGCUCCAGAAGACAGCGAUCCCCUCUGCUACAUAUGCAGCUGUGGGCUACGCCGGGGAAAAGAGAUGACGACUGAUAGAAAGUCUCUAGUCUUAUUCCACCCGCUGCCCUGGGAUGAGAACUCAGGCAUUAUUCAGUCCAAGAAAGGCCACAUUGAUAAAGCCCUCUGUGCUACAGCCCUCAGGGACGAGGCAAGCGCAGCUGGGGUAGGCCAUGCCCUGAAGCAAGACAGGCUAAGGGGCCUUGUAAUUCAUGCUCGCUGCUGGCAAGUCCUUCUAAACCACAAGAUCUGGGCCCUUACCAACGGCGAUAUACGUCUUAUUAUGGAAGCUUUGCGGCGCAAGAGCGUAAGGGACUGGCAGUGGAAGACGCCCCUCCGUCCAGCCGGGAUGAAACUCCACGAAAAGGCGUCGGCUGUCGGGCUCAAAAAAGGAGACCCGUUCUAUAGCCCCCGCGUCUUGUGUAUGAUCCGCCACGCCCGCCGAAGAACACGCGCGAGGCUACUUAUCGACAGGCAAUCCAAUAAUACGUACCUGAGAUUGGACCUUCUCCCCACGGAGAUCCUAUAUCUGAUUGCAAACCGCCUGUCGUCCUCCGAUGUUGUCGCAACCCAGGAGGCAAUGGGGUUGUAUUUCGGUGAUGCGUAUUGGCGCUCGAGGAUCCCCAGUAACUUCUUCCAUGAAGUAAAGGGUUUGAGGGAACAGACGCUGGACUGGGAGUAUCUCUGUCUGAAGCUGGAACUCUUGGCUUCUCAUCGCUAUUGGGGUUAUGCGCACAAUGAGCUACUAGGGAGACAUUGGGUACUCACACAGUUGGACGAGGUUGCAAAGCUUGUUGUUCAUUGA
Molecule: messenger RNA, 885 nt
Organism: Aspergillus nidulans FGSC A4
Lineage: Eukaryota; Fungi; Ascomycota; Eurotiomycetes; Eurotiales; Aspergillaceae
Exons: 4
Coding region: 1-885 (294 amino acids)
Source: RefSeq, a predicted model, not a curated record